AUGAGGCACUAUCAGUUACUAUUCAAGCGCAUCACGCCCACUCUUUCUUCUUCUAGCAUCCGACGAAGCUUUUCUGUUUCAGCAGCAGCAGCAGCCGCCCAAAAAGUGGAACGCCCUCGUCGUUCUUUAUUCAGUGUUCCGGGGAGCGACGAACGCAAGAUCCAAAAGGCGACUGGUUUGAAUGCCGAUGCCGUAGUAUUGGAUUUGGAAGAUGGAGUGGCGUUGGAUCGCAAAGAAGAUGCUCGAGAAUUGGUCGUCCAGACACUGCGACAAGUUGAAACGGGAGAUUUGUCGUUUGGAACAUCGGAACUGUGUGUGCGCAUUAAUGCAUUGGAGACGGGAUCUCUAGCCUUUGAAGAUCUCCAAGCCAUUCUUCCGUGUCCCAGUUUACAGACCAUUGUUCUUCCCAAAGUGGAGCUUCCUUCAGAUGUGGAUUUUGUACGGCGUUUGGUGGAAAUGAUCCCACCCGACAAUCAAGAAGAAACGCGGGAUCUACGCAUUAUUGCCGCCAUUGAAUCCGCCAAGGGAAUGCUCAAUUUACGGGAGAUUGCCGAGACAACCAAUCAACAAUCUUCUUCUAGUUUGGAUGCCUUGGUCUUUGCAUCGGAGGAUUACUGUGCCGAUCUCGAGUUGAUUCGCACCACGGCGGCCAUCGAACUCUUGAUGGCUCGAUCGCAAUUGGUCACCACCGCCAAAGCGUACGGAUUGCAAGCCAUUGAUAUGGUCCACAUUGAUUUUCGCAAUAUGGAAGCACUCCAAGAAGAAUGUACCCGCGGUGUCGAAAUGGGCUUUACGGGAAAACAAGCCAUUCAUCCGGCUCAACUCGAUACCAUUCAUCAAACCUUUUGUCCAUCCGCCAAAGAUUUGGAAUUUGCCCAAGCCUGUGUCACACAGUACGAAUCCACCACGGCCGCGGGAAAAGGAGCCGUGGAAGUUCAUGGCAUUGUGGUGGAUGCACCCGUCUACAAGUGGGCACUCAAAAUUGUACGUCGUGCGGAGCAAGCUGGAAUGAUACAAACUAUCUAG
Messenger RNA from Seminavis robusta, 1026 nucleotides. Lineage: Eukaryota; Bacillariophyta; Bacillariophyceae; Naviculales; Naviculaceae. The record is from the annotation of a GenBank genome assembly.